AUUGAAUUUGAUUUUUAAGAUCAAGUGGCACUUAUGCUGUCUUACGUUUAAAAGUUAUGAUUUUUAUUUUAUAUCUUAUCUUGAAUUAGGUGAUUUGUACACCCCUACAUAUUUGCAGGUUACCAAUACCAAUACCAAUUUUUUUGAAAGUCAAUGACCUUUUUCCUUUACUAUUGGCAGAACUGCUUAGGAGAACAAAUGAACUACUCCGUUCAGUUCAUUUCACAAGGACGCGGCUGAUGUCAACUUAUAUAUUUGUAAAAUACAAGUUGCCAAUCAAAAAAAGGCUAACUUCUCUAAUGAUAUUUAUAGUCCAUAUAUGACAGCCGAAGAAUUUUAUGUGAAGAGAAAAGCUAAAUUAUUAGAUGAAACAAUCAUUUGGCAACGAAAGACCUUUAUUUUAGUUUUAAUAUUUAAAUAUAUUGGCAUUUAAGGAAAUUUUUUACACUUUUAAAGGAAAUUGUAAACAUGUCAUCGGGCCGGCCCAUAAAGUGUGUUGUGGUUGGAGAUGGGACCGUAGGGAAAACUUGUAUGUUAAUAUCUUACACCACAGAUAGCUUUCCAGGAGAAUAUGUACCCACUGUCUUCGACAACUACUCUGCCCCUAUGGUAGUGGAUGGAAUAUCGGUAAGCUUGGGUCUGUGGGACACUGCAGGCCAAGAAGACUAUGAUCGAUUAAGGCCCUUGUCGUAUCCACAGACGGACGUUUUUUUAAUAUGCUUUAGUGUAGCUUCGCCUUCCUCAUUUGAAAAUGUUACUUCUAAGUGGUAUCCUGAAAUCAAACACCAUUGUCCAGAUGCACCUAUGAUAUUAGUUGGUACGAAAAUAGAUUUAAGAGAUGACCGAGAGACUUUGAAUGCUCUGGCUGACCAGGGGCUGAGCCCUAUCAAGAGAGAACAAGGCCAGAAGUUGGCCAAUAAAAUAAGAGCUGUGAAAUAUAUGGAAUGCUCGGCGUUAACACAGAGGGGAUUGAAGCAGGUUUUUGACGAGGCGGUUCGUGCGGUAUUGCGGCCCGAACCUCAAAAACGACGCCAACGCAAAUGCCUCAUCAUGUAAUUUCUAGUAAGUCGCAAAUGGUUGCUUUGAAUUAUUUGAGUGUGUCGGUUUGAAAACAUUUCUUUCUAAAAGAUUAUUUUAAGUUUGACUUUGUUUCUUUACUGCAAUGUUUGAAAUGUGUGAUAUGAAAAUCAUUUUGUUUCGAUUACUUGGAAUUUAAGUAAAUGAGAGAUGUUUUCAAAUUUGACAAUUUUUACCGACAUAUACCUUUUUUUUUCACAAGUGAACUGAUUUUUCUCUACUGUUAGGUAUUAUUCAGGGCAUUUAGUAAAGUUUUUUGAAUUUAAGUGUGGAUUUUUGUUUCGAGCGACCUCACACAACGAAAAAUUCUCUUAUUUUUAAGUUGAAAGAAAGACUUUUUACGAAAUCCUAAAAUUUUUCAUUGCUUUGUGCUUUAAGUGAUGACACUUUUUAAGAAUAUUUAUAUACAUACAUAAAAAAAGAUUUGUGGAUGUGACUAUUUUAUUUCACCUUUUACCUGGAAGAUAAUCAAAUUGAGAAUUAGAGAGAACCGUUGCCACUGAAACUUUAAGCUGUUUUCUAGUUAAGGUGUUUUAUAUUUGGAUACUAAGUAAUUUUUACCCGAUGUAAUCAAUCUAAGUAUAAAAAAUAACGAGUUAGGCAAAAUUUAAUAAUGCAUACUCUUUUGGUAUGGUGUAACACGUUUCUAAUAUUUUUUCUUUAAUUCAAGCACCGUGAAACGUGAAAAGCAAAGCAAAAAGUCUCCUUUAUAUGAUUGUUUGAACUUGUGAUAAAGCAUCAUAUUUUUAAUACACGUUUAUGACAUAACGAUCUGAUCAAAAACCAAAUUAAAAACUAGAUGUAAAAGAACUGUAUUCUACAAGAACUAAUUUAUAAUCAUUCAUACUCAAAAAUAUUUUAUUAUAUCUAGUUAUAGUACUGAUUUAACCCUUUUUAGCUUUUUAAAUGUUUUUUUUUUACCAAAAAUGUAUCAGGUUUAGUGAUUCUGAUAUAAGUUUACGGUUGCCAAGUUUAGAAACUACUUGUUACACAUUUUUUCAUAUACUAGAAUAUUAUAAGAACUUUUAUUAAUUAAAUCGCCAUUAUACUGAAAUUCUGAGUAACAACUAACAAGAUUCUUUAGUACAGGAAGUGAACUAACGAAUUGCAUAAUUUGGAGUUAUUUUAAACACUUUUAUUAUGCAUUUAUUUUGAAUAAGAUUUCAGGUACAGCUAUGGACAGUAAAAAGUAUCCGACCUAAAAAGGAAAAGGAGUAUUAGUUUCGUUCUUUAAACACCUUCAAGUGCUACAGGUUGGAAAUAAUUUUUGUCCACAGUUGUACAUCUAAACUUGGCAAUUAUUCCAUUCGAGGCAUUUGUUUGUAUUAUGUGUUAUUUUUGACUGCCAAAUGAUUAUUUAACGAACCUAUAUAAAAUAUCAUAUUUUUAUACGUCAAUUACAUUAAUGUAACAAAUGUUUAGGUGUACGCUUUAAUAAGACUUUUUUGUGCCAUCGCAAAAUUCUCAUUUACCUUCUCUUUGUUAUUAUAUUUAUUAAUCGUCUCCAGUAGAACAUCCAAUAUUAAUGUUAGGAUAUGCAUCGAAUAGGUUGCUUUCGAAAUUUUAUAUUAGUUAUAGUGAGAGAAGCAGCUAAAUUUUUGUCUUUUUUGAUAUUGUUCUUCACAAUUUUCUGGGAAUAUGUAUAUUCUUAGCGUUUUUGUACUACUAACAUUUUUUAAUUUACUGUUUUCGUUUUGUUAAGACCAAAGUAAUAUAAGUUCUAGUCACAAUUCAGUAAUAAUUGUUCUGCACAAGAUUUCUCAUGGCCAUCUCGUAGUGGCGUUCAAUGUUACAUUUUAUCUUAUUUUAUUUUAUUUUGGAACAUCACAUUUAUUGUAAUAUUGAAAUAAAAGUAUGUAAUUUGCAA
Messenger RNA from Anoplophora glabripennis (Asian longhorned beetle), 2944 nucleotides. RefSeq names its product ras-related C3 botulinum toxin substrate 1 (gene Mtl). The transcript has 4 exons. Gene Ontology annotation, biological process: small GTPase-mediated signal transduction. The coding region runs from base 469 to 1056 and encodes 195 amino acids. Lineage: Eukaryota; Metazoa; Arthropoda; Insecta; Coleoptera; Cerambycidae. Gene Ontology annotation, molecular function: GTP binding; GTPase activity. The record is from RefSeq and is a predicted model, not a curated record.